AUAUUUAACAUGGCCAGUUCAACUUUAAGUAAACCUGAUGAUGUUCCACAAGAAUUCAGAGAAAGAACCCUGUUUCACUUUCUUCUGACAAUUGAUAUGAAAAAGUAUGGAGUAAAACCCGAGGAUGCCUGGAGAGACUUUGGCCGAUGUAUUUUGGCUGAAAAACAGUUAGAUCUAGCACGCCGAGCAGUGGGCCCUGAUCUUGACAAAAAUGUUAUCGUCAGCAAACACAACUUCUACAAGCUACAAAAUGAGUUGAAGGAAAAGACAGAAGAAAUUGAAAAUCUUUCUACGAGCACUGGUACUGAUAAAAAAGGUAGUGAAAAAGACUUAACUAAAGAGGGGGCAGGUGAACAACCCAAACCAUCGGAGGAAGAUAAUGACACCAAUAACCAGGAUACAACAGUAACUGACCCUGAAAAGGAGGAAGACACUACAGCUGAUCCUGGUGAACCAAAUUUGGAUAGGAAUGAAGAAUCGAAUGAAAAGGUAAACAGUGAAGAUCAAACCAGUGAGAAGACCGAUGAUAAAGCUAGCUCAGAUGAUCAAAAUAAAGAACUUCUGGAGUCUGCAGAACAACCAAACAUACAGCAAUCUGCUGGUAAAGAAACAUCAGAGGAAAAGAAAGAGGAGGAUAAACCAGAACAAUCUGAAGAAGAGGAGGUUCCCAAUAAAGCACCUGAAGAGGAGGAUGGAGGGAAUGAACCUGACGGGGAGGAAGAGAAAGGACCUGGAGAAGAGGAAGAAGACAGGAAGUACAGAGCUGACCCAGCAUUCCCUAUGAUCGAGCGUCACGCCCGAGAAUUCCGAAAGGCUGCAGCAGCAACUUCAGCCAAGACUAAGUCCACAUUUUUCAUCAAAGUCGAAUUGCCAAAUCUUGUCACGGAUGAAGGGAUAAGAGAAGAUCUACGUACCUUGACCUAUGUAAGAAAAUGUGUGGAGCUGUGUUGGUACAUGUGUAUGCAGGAUCCGCCUAUGGUUAUCAUCAGUCCCGAGAGAGGACAAGAAAUCGACAAGGGCUUGUUUUCCCUCCAUGGCCGCCGCGGGAAAACUGUGGAAGUCUGUGUGUGGCCGGCCCUUCUGCUUCACGAUGGCGGACCGCUUGUGUGUAAGGGAUACGUCCUACCAGAGGAGAGGAAACUCAAGAAGUAAA
Messenger RNA from Saccostrea cuccullata (small rock oyster), 1153 nucleotides. Its product is annotated as ESF1 homolog. NCBI's taxonomy places the organism in Eukaryota, Metazoa, Mollusca, Bivalvia, Ostreida, Ostreidae. The record is from RefSeq and is a predicted model, not a curated record. The transcript is spliced from 6 exons. The coding region runs from base 10 to 1152 and encodes 380 amino acids.